This is a messenger RNA of Bradysia coprophila, 1482 nucleotides long. RefSeq lists its product as uncharacterized. Lineage: Eukaryota; Metazoa; Arthropoda; Insecta; Diptera; Sciaridae. The record is from RefSeq and is a predicted model, not a curated record.
AUGUCUGCAUCGGUACGAGCAUCAAAGACAAAAGUUUGUCCUAUUGUGGGUAAAUUCAAAGUCCUGAGACAUAAUGCAAAUGCUCUUCCAUCUAUAAAGGAAGUGCUGUCCAAUUAUUUGUUUGAAAAAGAUGAAUUAAUAGCAAGAAAAGUAUGUACACGGAACGUUCAUUCAAUGGCACUUUCAAACGUAUUGGAUUCGCUUCUCACCAUUUGGAAUCGCCGAGAUAUUCCUACUGCAUCGCCAAAGCGGAUCAAAUUUCUUUUCGAUAAAUUUAAUCAGCAAAGGCUAGGGCUUCUUAAGUCGCAGAAAAGAGAUAAGAACAAUCCCAGAUUUAAAGCGAAGUUGAAUUCAUUUACCAGGAAAUGUAAUGUUGUCUUUAACAUACGAGCAAGUACGUGUUCCAGUGAUAACGAAACAAACUGUGAGAGAUCUGUGAACGAAGAAAGUAAUGCUGAUCGUGUGGAAUUAUUUGAUGAUAAAGCAAUCGAAUGUUCCAAUGUUUCAUGCGAAAGAUCAAUAAGAAAAUGUAAGAAAAUACCAGAGAAGCUUUUUCCACUGCGCAAUCGAAAUCGUUUACUAUUGCCGACUGUAUCGAGCUUAUUGGAUCGAUUUAAACUUUCAAGUACGGUGGGUGCAGCUAUUUCAAGUGCGACACUGGUCGACGUUGGUAUGAUAACGGAAACAGAUAUGAGCAAUGUUAUUGACACCUGUAAAAUUAAAAGAGCCAGAGAAAAACACCGUAAUAACUUAAUCAAUUCGUCGUUGGAAAAAUUCGAAGGAUUAUAUUUUGAUGGGAAAAAGGAUAAGACUUUGGUUUUAUCACAAGAUGGAAGCAAACGAUUGGUUAUUACAGAGGAACAUCUGUCGCUUGUUAAAGAACCAGGAAGCGAAUAUAUUGGUCACAUUUGCCCAAGCAACUCGAAAGCGUCUACUGUAUUAAAGAGCCUUUCUGAUUUUUUUAAUUCAAAGGCUGAUACCGAUUUCAUGAAAAACUUGAAAGUAGUAGGUUGUGAUGGAACAGUCGGGAACACUGGAUGUAACGCUGGAAUAAUUGCAUUGAUAGAGAAGAAAAUUGGAGUACCCUUACAAUGGUUUAUUUGUCAAUUACAUGCAAAUGAGCUGCCAUUAAGACACCUCUUCCAUCAUUUGGAUGGAGGUACUGCUGGGCCAAAAGAAUUGUCAGGAGUAAUUGGAAAAGCCAUCGAAACUUGCGAAAACUUGCCAAUUGUGAAUUUCAAAACAAUGUAUGUGGAUAUUCCCGACAUAAUCAAGUUGAAUAAGGAUCUAAGUACAGACCAAGCUUAUCUUCGCGACAUAUGCAAAUUUAUUUCUGGGGAUCAACGCUACAUGGCUGUAACUAAUCGCUCACCAGGCAAAAUAUGUAAUUCUCGUUGGCUUACUACGGCCAAUCGGAUACUUCGAUUGUACAUUGGAACGAAAAAACCUACAAAGAACUUAAGAAUUCUCGUGGAAGGUUGA